AACCGGAAGAGACCUCAGAAGGUCAUCAGGUCCAGCCCCCUGUUCUAGGCACGACCAAUUCCAACUAAAUCAAGCAGCUGGUUAUGCAGAGAUCCCUCACCUGCUGCCAGGGUGGGGUGCCCCAGGAGCUGGCAGAGUUUGAGAAGCUCCCAGACCAAGUGCAAAUCAAUGACCAAGUGCUCAGAGAAGACGGCUUUGCCAAUGACCCUUUCUACAGAUGUCUGGUGGCUGAGGUCCCACCCGAGUACCGGAGUCGAGAUGGACAUACCAUCGUGGGGUACGGCCUCUAUUUCUUCACCUACAGCACCUGGAAAGGCAGGAAUAUCUACAUGGAGGACCUGUACAUCAUGCCUGAGUUCAGAGGUAUAGAUCUGGAGGAGAACAGGAUGAAUUUGGGGUCCCCUGGCAUAUGUACCCCCAACUAUGCUGGUAAAGGCAUUGGCAAGAAGCUCAUGAGUAAAAUUGCUGAGAGCUGGAGAGGGAACCCAGGAGUCCUGGCUCCCAGCCCCCCUGCUCUAACCCACCAGGCCCCACUCCGCUCCUACAACCAGAAAGAGAACCCAGGAGUCCUGACACCCAUCCUCACCCAGUUGAUUGCUCUCAGAUAGGCGUGGAGAACAGAUGCAUCGAGAUGAAGUUUGUGGUGUUGGACUGGAACCAAGCAGCCAUUGACUUCUACCAGAGCCAGGGGGCAGUGGACCUCACAGCUGCUGAGGGCUGGCAUUUCUUCCACUUCAAAGGAGAUGCCCUGGUUCGGCUGGCACAGGGGCAAACUGGACUGUGACAUGGCUUUUUUUCCUGGCACAGCUGCACGGGAGGGGAAGGAAGUUUAUUCACUGUACCACAUGGAAGUGUCUACAUGACUUAUCACUGAGAAACCAGGAAUCCUGGAUUCUCUCCUCCCCUCCCCGAUCUCCCCUGCCAGCCUCGCUCCCCUGCCAGAGCACAGGAGAGAACCGAGGAGUCCUGAUACCACCAUGCUGCUGUAAACCUCCUUCAUCGAUGUUCCUAUUAAAAUCCUUUUCUUCUGAUCAA
This is a messenger RNA of Pelodiscus sinensis (Chinese soft-shelled turtle), 1035 nucleotides long. The record is from RefSeq and is a predicted model, not a curated record. NCBI's taxonomy places the organism in Eukaryota, Metazoa, Chordata, Testudines, Trionychidae.